Molecule: messenger RNA, 1365 nt
Organism: Synchytrium microbalum
Lineage: Eukaryota; Fungi; Chytridiomycota; Chytridiomycetes; Synchytriales; Synchytriaceae
Exons: 8
Coding region: 1-1365 (454 amino acids)
Molecular function (GO): NADP binding; N,N-dimethylaniline monooxygenase activity; flavin adenine dinucleotide binding
Source: RefSeq, a predicted model, not a curated record
AUGACUAUCAUACCUCAAAUUCAGAAGAAGCCGCAGAAGGUCGCCAUCAUCGGUGCUGGUGCCUCUGGCUUAAUAACAGCGAAGGAGCUGAGAGAUUUGGGAGACAUACAAGACAUCACGAUCUUUGAGAUUCAGCCAAAACUCGGUGGAGUUUGGUAUACCACAGAGGAUCGCGGCGAAGAUCUAGACUUAUCAAGCUCAUCUCAACCUCGACGUGAUCCUUACGAAUGGCCUUCAAGCUAUCCAGGAAUGCGUGUAAAUGUACCGCUGAAAAUCAUCGAGAUGAGAGACUUUCCUGCUCCGACCGUACCACAGCUAUUUCCAUCUGCCGACGUGAUACGAGAGUAUUUAGAAGCUUACGCUAGAGCCAGGGAUAUAUACCGCCUUAUCUCAUUCAAGUCGAAGGUUGAGCAUGUCCAAUGGAACGCUCCAGCGCAAACGUGGACCUUAGUAUCCCGUCAUAUGGGUGAUGGAACUUUGGAGAGCCACACGUUUGACUCCAUAGUGGUCGCAAAUGGGCAUUAUGCAGUACCAAGUAUUCCUCGAAUACCUGGUGUGGAGGCGUUCAAAGCACGAUUUAUACAUUCUCAUGAUUAUAAAAGAGGAGAAGAUUUUUCACAGCAGAAUGUCUUAAUUAUUGGAAGUGGGACAUCAGCUAUGGAUAUAGCCCGUGGUCUCAUGGUACAUGGGUCCAAGAUAUGGGUCUCAUUAAAAUAUACCAAGUCCUGGGAGAUGGAGCAAUUAGACCAGCUAAUUCAUGCGACAAAGGCGUCCAUCACCAAAGUGCCCCAAGUAUCAGAGUUCAGAGAUGGUGCAGUAAUUCUUGUCGAUGGUCAGGAAUUGCUUGAUAUUGAAGUUGUCAUAUUUGCAACUGGUUAUAUUUUUGAGUUUCCAUUCCUGAGAAACGGUGGUCCGUUAUCGGAUUACUGGGUUCAUAAACCAGACGAAGAGUACGCCACGUUGAUUGCUGAGGGAACGGGAUGCAAUGUCGUCAAUUUAUGGAAGAAAGUCGUAUACGCCUACAAUCCAACGUUGGUGUUUAUUGGCCUGCCACUUAAAGUGCUUUCAUUUCCACUUUUCGAAAUCCAGGCGGCCUUGGUAGCUAAGCUAUGGAGCCAGCAAAUUCAGAUUACACCAAACACUAUCUCUGAAAUUGUAGAGAUUGAGGAAGCCGAUGCUAAACAUUAUGGAGCUUCAAAUCGAAAUGAGAAGGCAGCAAUGGUUAUGACAUUAUUCCAGACGGAAUAUCAAGACGAUCUUUCAUCAUUUUUGGGAAUCUGGAAGUAUGAUUAUUCUAGAAGGAAGGAGUUUGAAACUCCUCAUUUACUGUUUGAGGCCAGAAACAAGGAGUUGUAUAAGUUGUAG